AUGUACUCCAGCUCAAACGCCUUCCUCGGCGGCAAUAGCCAACGGCCUGGCGGCCAGCAAUAUGGCGCGGGUUCCUUCAACACCGCCAUGGGACCUGGUGGCCCGCAACAGCAACAGCCUAGCCCCUUUGCGCCGCAACCCACGGGAUUCGCGCAGCAGCCGUUGCAGCAGCAAUAUACUGGCUUCCCAAUGCAGGCCCAGCCGACAGGGAUGCCACAAUCAUCGCAACAGCCGCUUCAGCAGCAGUAUACGGGAUUCCCUGGCCAGACACAGCCUCAACAGAGCUACCAGACCGGGGCUCCCACUGGGUUUGCUUCGUCCUCUCCAGUCCAGUCUUCUACUCCUGCGCCGCCUCCGGUGAAGCCUCAGCCAACCGGUUUCACCGAAAUGGCUGCUUCAUUUCAUACUGGAGGAACCGCGAAGCCUCAGGGCCGACGGGCGGAGAAAACGAACAAGAUUCCUAAUAUUAGACUUUCGUUUAUCACGGCCCAGGACCAGUCCAAGUUUGAGACUUUGUUCAAGUCCGCUGUCGGCGACAGCUCGACUACCAUGUCCGGCGACAAGGCCAGAGAUCUCUUGCUGAGAUCUAGGUUGGAUGGAGAUACCCUUUCUCAUAUCUGGACUCUGGCGGACACCACUCGUGCUGGUCAGCUGUACUUCCCAGAGUUUGCUCUUGCUAUGUACUUGUGCAAUCUGAAGCUGACAGGCAAGUCUUUACCGGCAUCGCUCCCGGAUAACAUCAAGAACGAGGUUUCUAGCAUGGUUGAUAUUAUCGGCUUUAGCGUAGUGGAUGAUGCUCCAGCAUCUUCAUCGGCUACCAACGCUCCCAGUUUCCAAACCGACGCUACGACACACCCAGCCAUUCAACAGCCGCAACCGCAGCCGUCCAAUUCUCAGCUCCUUCAGUCUCAGAUGACCGGUUUUCCUGGCCAGCAAACUGGUUUUGGCAGCCAACCUCAGGGUCUUCAGACUCAACAGACUGGAUUUCCCGGCAUGCAAAACCCUCAGCCGACGGGAUACCAAGGACCACGACCUCCCAUGCCUCCAAUGCCUACUGGUUUUGGUCAAGGUCCCAACGACGGUAACAUGGCAGUGCCUCUGAAUGCCCAACCAACUGGCCGACCCGGACAAUGGGGCUUGGUGAAUGCGCCCGCGUCGGGGCUGCCAAAUAUUGACGCCCUGCAGGCCCGAAUGAUGCCGCAACAAGGUCGUGAAGCAGGUAGCUACACUACUCAAGGACUUCAAGGUAAUGCCGUCAUCCCGUGGGCAAUCACCAAGGAGGAGAAGACACGGUAUGAUGCCCUAUUUAGGGCCUGGGAUGGUUUGGGCAAGGGAUACAUUGGCGGUGCUCAAGCCAUUGAAAUCUUUGGUCAAAGUGGUCUUGAGAAGUCUGAUUUGGAGAGGAUCUGGACCCUGUCCGACAAUGGGAAUAAGGGCCGUCUGGACCUCGAUGAGUUCGCUGUUGCCAUGCAUUUGAUCUACAGAAAGCUCAAUGGUUACCCAUUGCCCAAUAACCUUCCCCCAGAGCUUGUCCCACCGUCAACACGUAAUUUCAGCCAGUCAAUCGGUACUCUCAAGUCCAUGUUAAACCAAGAAUCAGACUUUCGAAAGAACUCUGGUGCAGCUCUUCUACCCCAAAAAACGGGUGUGAGUUAUAUGAAGAACCGUUCUUUCAGGGGCGCUAGUGUUGGGGUUCAGGGAGGUCGUAAAGAUGCUACAGUCUUUCGAAACGAUGACGAAGAUUUUGGUUAUCGGUCUAGUGCUCGGAGAAGACUUGGAAAUUCGUCUCCUCGUUCUGAGUCACCCGCAUCUGUCGCAUCAAGCGACGAUCUUUCACUCGAUCAAUUAAGGAAGAAGAUCAAGGAGAAGCAGGUUCUCCUGGAUGCUAUGGACUUUGCCGAUGAGAGGAACAACGAAGAGGACGACAUCCUGGAUCGACGGGACCGAAGGGAGUCUGAAGAACUCUAUAGACGUAUCAGACGUAUUCAGGGUGACAUUGAUGCUCAUCCUGAUGCAGCCCUGGCUACUGGGGAUUCAGAUGCAGAGAGACGCGCCCUGAAACGCCAGCUCCAGAAUCUCACUGACAAGGUUCCUGAACUUGCAUCUCAGGUACGAAGGACUGAGAAAGCUAUCAUGGAAGCUCGGCUUGAACUCUUCCGGUUGAAGGACGCCAAGGCGCACCCCAACAGCGGUCCACAAAUUGUCGGAACGGGUCCAGGAGGAACUGUGACUGAAAGCGAUCGCCUGAAGGCUAGGGCAAAGGCUAUGAUGCAACAAAGAACAGCUGCUUUGACGGGCAAGAAAAUUGACAUUGGCACCGAGGACACUGACGCCCCGAAGCGACUUGAGGAGGAGACCAUUAAAGUCAAGACGGAGAAGGAGAGCAACGAGAGUAUGGUCCGCGAUGUUGAAGAGAGCGUUCGCGAUUUUGCACGCGGUAUUGAGGACAGCCUUAAGGAAGGCGGCAAGGAUAACUCUAGCGAACAUGAGAAGCGACGAUGGGAAGAUGCUCUUGGAGUUGAAGACGAGGUCCGCGACUUUAUCUUUGACUUGCAGCGUGAAAGUCGGGCUGCUCGUUUGCGUAGUCAAGACAAAGGCCCUGCUCGAGCGCCGCCAGCUGUCGAGCAAUCUCGGCCAGAGAGAGUUGCCAGUCCGCGCGUGGAGAGUCCUGUUUCCACUUCUCGCACUGCCACUCCUCCUGCCGCUGGCGGCUCAUACUCUUCCUACAAGACUCCUGAGGAGCGCGCAGCGUACAUUAAACAGCAGGCGGAGCAGCGAAUGGCUGAACGUUUAGCUGCACUGGGGAUCAAGGCUCCAGUGAAAUCAGGCGAGACUGCGGCUCAGCGGGCCGAGCGCGAACGGGCCGAACGAGCUGCCAAACUGAAGCAAGCAGAAGAGGAGGAUGCCCGCAGAGAGGCUGAGCGGCAAGCCCGUCUUGCUGAUGAACAAGGUGUGCCUCCCCCUGUUCCAGCCUCAGAGACACCUAAGGCGACGGCUAGAGCUCCUCCUCCCCCCCCGACAAGAAAAGCCGCUAGAAUGGAUACUUCCGAAGAGGACGCAGCAGGAUUGGCAGAAGAGGAGCGGGCUGCCAAAGCUGCUGAUGGAGCAAGAAUCAAUAAGGAACGUGAGGAGCAACAGAGAGAGACCAGAGAGAUGGAGGAAAGUGUUAAAGAAGAAGAAGAUGAGUUCGCUAAGGAACAGGAGGAAGCCGCGGCUCGUUUGAAGGCCCUUGAGGAGCAAGUGAGGCAGGGCAAGUUGCGAAAGGAGGAAGAGAAGAAACGCAAGAAGGCCGCUCUGGCGGAAGCCAAGGAAAAGGAGGCCAAAAUGGCUGCGAGACGCGCAGAGAUCGAAGCAGCUAAGCAGCGUGAGCUCGAGCUUCAACGACAACUUGAGGCUCUAGACGAUGACGACAGCUCCUCGGACGACGACGAAGGCCCUCAACAAAUUACACCCCAGGAGUCUACUCCAAGUGGCAGUCAGAUUGUUCAUCAGGAGACGGAGAAGUGGCACAGCCCUCCUCAAGCUGUCCUGCCCACAGCUCCUCCUGUGCCAACGGUUGUUACAUCCCCUCCAGCUGAUAUCGAGAGCAAGAAUCCCUACGACAGCGUAAUUUCACAGCCAGCAGUGUCAUCGUCCAUUAGUCAAGCGCACGAUUAUACGCCUGCUCCUCCAUUACCUCGUCCAGGGGCAUCUACUAACCCUUUCAAUCGUAUGGGCCAGCCUCCUGCUGCUGCCCCCGGGCCAGUAUCCCGGAAGCGGGCCGACUCGGACGAUUGGGGAUCUGAUCAAGAGGCGGAUGAAGACUCGGAUGACGACCGGCCAGGAGGUGGUAAUGCCGCCCAGCUGGCAUCCAUCCUCUUCGGCACCAUGGGCCCUCCACGACCACUGUCUGCUGCUGGACGAGAUUCUACGCCAGCCAGUCCGGCGCCUGUAAAUGACACUCCUGUUGCGUCGCCGCCGCCUCCUCCACCAGCUCCUCCAAUGCCGGAGAACAGUGGCCCUGCAAGUCCUCCUCCGCCACCACCUAUGCCCAGUUCCGACGCUCCCUCGGCGCCGCCGCCGCCGCCGCCAAUGCCACCAACAGGAACGGCGCCUCCACCUCCCCCGAUGCCCGGUGCGGGAGCUCCUCCGCCGCCUGGUGAUGCUCCGGCUGCCCCUCCUUCAGGUGGCCGUCCAGCCGGUUUCCUGAGCGAAAUCCAAAUGGGCAAAUCCCUCAAGAAGACCCAAACUAAUGAUAAGAGUGCGUCGGCGGUAGCAGGUCGUGUUCUGGAUUGA
Messenger RNA from Metarhizium acridum CQMa 102, 4275 nucleotides. The record is from RefSeq and is a predicted model, not a curated record. NCBI's taxonomy places the organism in Eukaryota, Fungi, Ascomycota, Sordariomycetes, Hypocreales, Clavicipitaceae.